Scomber japonicus (chub mackerel) is the source of this 9330-nucleotide messenger RNA. It is a transcript of the gene cdk5rap2, whose product is annotated as CDK5 regulatory subunit associated protein 2. The transcript has 51 exons. NCBI's taxonomy places the organism in Eukaryota, Metazoa, Chordata, Actinopteri, Scombriformes, Scombridae. Bases 58 to 8940 code for a protein of 2960 amino acids. Gene Ontology annotation, cellular component: microtubule organizing center. The record is from RefSeq and is a predicted model, not a curated record.
UUGUCUAUAAAAUGUAAUAUUACUCUGAAGAGAGUACAACACAAGUCAACCGCUGUUAUGGAUUCUGUUGUGGGCGACGACGUUACGCUUCCCGUUGACAUCAACGGAAGCUGCAGACUGGCUGACUCCAUAGAUGCUGGAGAGUUUUCCUCAGACAGCAUGACAGCUCCGUCCUUCCCUGGCAAGAUGUCCCCUAUCAAAGCUCUCACCAUGAAGGACUAUGAGAAUCAAAUCACAGCUCUGAAGAAAGAGAACUUCAAUCUGAAGCUGCGCAUUUACUUCAUGGAGGAGCGCAUGCAGCAGAAGUGUGACGACUCCACCGAGGACAUAUUCAAAACGAAUAUUGAGCUGAAAGUGGAGCUGGAGUCCAUGAAGAGGGACCUUGCAGAGAAACAGGAGCUACUCGUGUCUGCAUCCAAAGCGUUGGAGAGUCUGGCUGGUCGAGAAUCAGGAGAACCUCGACGUGUGAGAGAGCAAGCUCAGAGAGAGAUGGAUGCACUUCGAGAAGCGUUCAGCAAGAGGAUAGCUGACUUAGAACAGUCUCUGCGAACGGCGGAAGAAGAGGUUGAGAAGAUGGCAGCCAUCGCUGAGCAGGAGAAGUUUAAGAAUAUCAACAUGGAGAAGCAGCUCCAAGCCCUGGGUCUACCCAGCGUCAUCACCCCUCUCCCCAGUCCAGUCCACGACCUGCAGCAGGCUCUGCAGGAGAAAGACAAUGUUAUAGAGCAGCUCAAGAUCACUUUGAAGAACCAGGAAGCAGCGAUCCAUCAGAAGAACAACAGAGACCAAGAGACAGAUGCACCAUCAGCUGAGUGUGUAAAACAGCUGUCAGAUCUCAUCGCCAAGAAAGAUCAAGAACUUGAGGCGCUGAGGGACGAGCUGCACAGAGAGAAGGACAGACUACAGCCGGACCAUCAGAAGAGUGAGGUUAGCCGACUGGAGUCCGUCAAUAAGCUGCUGACUCAAGAGCUCACCCAGACAAGAGGCACUAAUGAGAACCUGACACAAACACUGGAUGACACUCAGAUUCAGAACAAGACCCUGUCAGGGAAAUUGGAGGAGAAAGAGAAUGAACUCAAUUCUGAGAAGAAAAAUGCUAUAAAGCGAGACAAAACAAUCCAGGGGCUCACUCAAGUACUCAAAGAAAAGGAAAAAGAGAUUGCAGAGUUGUGUCAUGAGAUUGAGGACAGGGAUGACGCUCUGGCCAAGGCUAGAGAGGCAGCUCAUAAAGCCCAGUUGCAGAAAUACCAGGCAAUAGAGGAGCACCAAAAUUUAUUAAUGGCAAAGCAAACAGAGCUGGCCCAACUACAAGGGGAACACCAUGCCAAGGUGCUUGAAGCUCAAAAGCUACAACGUGGCCUGGACAGAAAGGAGCAAGAAUUGGCUGACUUACAGCAGGCAAAGGACCAGCUAGAGGUGGAACUGGAGGACCUGCAACAGCAGAAGAAAAAGGGAGACAAGGCCCUGAAUGAUCUGAACAAUCAGCUCAAAAAGCAGAGCGGUGAGAUCGGGGAGAGGGAGAGCGCUCUGGAACAGCAGUACCAGGAGCUGUUAGACCAAACCAAAAGAAAACUGCAGUCCCAUGAGGUCACCAUACAGCGGCUCACGUCCACUCUGGCUGAUAAAGAGCAGCAGCUGCAGGAGUACAUAAAUAUGGUCAGAGACUUCGAGCAAAGCAAAAGCCCAGGAGGAACCGAUAACGUACUUUCCAAGUUGCGACAAAGGCUGAAAGAAAAGGAGAAAGCUCUGGAGCAAGCGCUGGAUGAGAAGUUUGCUGCCAUUGAGGAAAAGGACAAUGAAAUACAUCAACUGCAGCUGUCUCUAAGAGAGAAGGAAAGAGACCUGGAUAGGCUCAAUAACCUGCUCUCUCACAACGAGGAAACUAUUAAUAAUUUUGACAGUCUGAUCAAGGAGAAGGAUGUGGAGCUGCAGCAUCUUGCAAACACACUGAAGAACCUGCAGAGAGCCAAGCAAGAUGUAGAAGAUAACCUGAACAGGUCACUGAGGGAGAAGGAUGCCAUCAUCAGCCAGUUACAGCUCUCCCUGGAGGGCAAGACAAAGGACAUGGAUGAAAUGGCAGAAUCCAUGCUGAGCCAGUCGCAGACUCAUGCACGUGACCUCGCUGAGCAAAUGGGCCAGAGGUUAAAGGUCACAGAGGCUAUGUUGGCUGAGGCUGUGAAGGCUAGGGAAAGGCUUGUUGCUGACAAUGAGAGUGCUGUGGAAGGACUGAUGGCUACAAUUAGCAGCAAAGACCAACUCCUCAAGGAGUCUGCAGAGCACUACAACCGCAUGCUGUCUGAACGUACUCAGGAGAUUCAGGAACUGAGGCGACAGCUGUCUGACAGACAGCAGCAGCUUGCCGCUGCUGAGAAGCAAAGCUCCACAACAGCCCAGGAGGGUUAUUUAGAGACUGCAGAGCUCAGAGCACUGCUUGCUGAGAAAGAAAGCCUCAUCAAUAAGCUUCUUCAGCGCGGUCAGGAGAGGGACCAGUAUCUGGCAGAGAUGAGGCAGAAGGAGGAGCCGGAUCGCGUGCUGGAGCUCAGACAAACUAUCCAAAUCAUGCAGGAGAAGUUGGACGAGAGGGAAGCUGAGCUGUCCAGGAGGAACAGUGAGGAUAAUAUGGAGAACAUUCCUCACUCCAAGAAAGCAGUUGUCAUCCUGAAGAAGGAGCUAGCACAAAAAACAGAAGCACUGAAUAAAGCACUGAAGAGAGAGAAUGAACUGAAGAUUUCUUUGGCAGAGCUACAGUCAUUGUUAUCUGAGCUGGAGGGUCGGAAUGAAGGUCAGGCUGCUAAUAUCGAGUCCCUGACUGCCACUCUGAAGACAAAGGAUGAGAUUAUCAAUGUUCUUCACCAGCGCCUUGGCCAGAGAGGGGAGAAUCGGGCUGAUCAUAUCCAGGAUCAGGUCAUUGGCAGCGGCAUGGAACGAUCACUCCCCGGCCUCCCUCAGAGAGAGAGAACCAUGAUUGGUGGAGACAGCCAACAAGAAGCUUUGCCCAACCUUAUAGCUUUGCAACAGGAGCAAAAUGCUUUGAACAAAGCUCUGAGAGCCGAACAACAGCUUUACUCCAGUCUGGUCAGGACCGUAAAGGAGCAGGACAGUGCCCAGCGUCUCCAUGCUCUGCAGCUGGAGCUGACAGCGGUGCAGCUCCUCAGGCAGCAGCUGGAGGACAGCAUCAAAACUAAUGAGGAACUAAGGGAUGACCUGGAGAGAGAGCUAGACAGAGCCAAGCUCAGAGAAGGUAUGGACCUAAUUGAUCCUAAAGAACUGGAGAGUAUGAGACAUCAGCUUGAAGAUGCCCAGCGCUGGAAUGCCUCUCUGCAGGCUCGUUUAGGAGCCAUCCAGAACCGUGGAGGAGGGGUUGGUGGAGCCACUGAUGGUGGUGACACUUUGAGUUUCAUUGGAGAUCAGACUUCCUACAUGAGUAUUUGUGUAGGAGAGGGUCAGGAUGACAGCUUGUCUCUACUGUCUGCUGAGGAACUCAAACAGAAGGUGCUGGAGCUGCAGGAUUGUGUCAGCAGAUUGCAGACUGUAAACAACGAGCUACAAAACCGACUGUCACUGCUGGAGAAGUCAGAUCGUGAUACUUACAGUAAGGAUGACCAGGACCUGGCCGGCAGCAGCCCUUGGAAGCAGCAGCUAGGGAAGACGCGGGAGGCUCAGACUUCGACUCACGGUAGCAGGAUGAAUCGCUCUGGUCAAAAUAAAGAGAGUCAGACAGACAUGACACUGGGACAGAUGGUUCCUGUAAAGCUGGUUGAUGAUGAGAGUGUUGACAGUGGUCUCAGCCAGAGUAGAGAGCAUGCUCAGUCUGGCAACAACAGUUUGGAUCUUGAAGAGAGAGAUUCUAAGGAGAGGAAGAGAGAUGUAAUGGCACUUAAAUCCCUGCUGACUGAUUGUGGGGCCACAUCAGUCUUGCACCUUAGAGAGGAACUGCUCAGACUUAAAUCAGAAAACGUGGAGCUGCGGGGACUCCUGAAAGAACAAACAUCUACUGAAUGUAAAGAGAAAGAGAGCACAGAUGCUUCAGGGAACAGCAGUGAUGGACAGGCUGAAUUGAGACAGAGUUUGGAAACACUUCAGGCCGGAGCAGAAGGUCACUCUAAGGUCACCAGGCUGUCGAAGGACAAGGGAGAAAAGAUCUCUAACGAGGUGCCCGAUGAGGAGAUCCCUGUCACCAUGGGCCUAAUUGUCAGCACUGAAGAGGGGUCGGAGGGUCUGCAAACUAAAGGCCAGUCAUACAGCAAGAGUGCAAAGCAGCAUGUCACAAAGCACGGGGCUGGUGUCAGAUCUCGUCUCCCGGUUCCCGUGAGGCCGAAAAUGGACUCGAGCAGCAGCAGGCAGUCUGAAAACCUGCAGUCGGACCAUGACUCUGAUCAUGUACAAACUGAUGCACUUCAGCAUGAUGAUGUCUACGAUGCUGACCAACAGCCGCAUGCAGACACCAGCUCCCCUGCGUCACUCCAACAAUGCACAUCCCCAUCCUCCACCCUCAGAUAUGCUCAUGGUAGCAGCAGUCCUGAAGGGUCAGACAAUGGCUCCAGAGCCAGAGAGACACCAAGUGACACCCAGGCCACCUCUGCUCUUUUCACUCAGCUAGAGCUCCUCAACCAGGAGUGCCAGGAGAAAGAGGCAUUGAUCAACAAGCUGAGUGAGCAGCUCAGUGAUUGGGAAGAGCUCCACGUUCAACUCCAGGAAAAGGAGAGGUUCAAUCGCCAGUAUGCAGAGGCCUUACAGGCUGCAGAAUCCACCAUUGCUUACUUGACCGCCUGCAGUCUGGACAACCAACGUGGAUUUAUGUCACACUCAAAUUCUUGUCCAGGUUCUGGUGGUUCAGAUGCUGUCCUCCACAGCAGGUUCAUAGAGCUGCAGAAAGCCCUACAGGAGAAGGAGGAUCUCAAUAACCAGCUUAUAGAGCUUCUGAACAUGGCAGAAAAAGCCAUCUCCUCCUUUGAAAGCCAGGAGAAGAAUCCAGAAAUCAUUGAUCUACGUCUGAAGAUGGAGACAGCACUACAGCAGGAGAGUACACCUUCAGAUAGCCCGAGAGACAUGUUUGGAUACACGGAAGAUUCAAUGCACAAGCUGCAGCAACAUGCAGACACUUUGCAGGAGGCACUUUGGGAGCAGAAUAGGAUUAACGCAGAGCUGCAAGAAAAACUGUGGGCUGCAGCUGCUGUUGCACAACAUGGUUACAGUGGUGCUGACCAGAAUGGUCCAUGUUCAAGGCAAAUAGUGGCAGGAUCACUUGAGGAAAAAGAGUCAAAGGGACAGCACAGCAUGAUGGGAAGUUCUGAUGAUGUUAGUUUAAAUGAGGAGAUGACGAAAGUUUUAAUGAACUGCCUUAGUGCAGCUGAGUCUGUCGUCGCCUCUCUGGCUGCACACUGCACAAACACUAGCUCCUUGGCUUCUGGUAGAUCAUCUCAGACAUACCCUGACCUGCAGACGUGUUUAGACCAACUUCAGAGGGCCCUGCAAGAAAGAGAGGAACUGCGAAACCACACAGAACCGACGCAGACGGCCACCAAAUCCAGCAGCAAUCAGUCUGCCGCUUCAGCUGGAGCAAAGGAGCAACCUCACCAAGAGCUCCAUCACAAUCUGUGUCUCCUCUACAAGAUCUUCAGCGAUCACUGUCAAAGGAUCUCCGAACUCCAGGCUUCCCUGCAAGAGGACAGAGGCCGUAGAGAGGAGAGCAAGGCCCGUACAGCAGCGCAGGAUGCCAAAGGAUUACCGCCAAAUGUUCAACUCCAGCUGGAGACUCUCCAUAAGGCGCUGAGGGAGAAGAAAAAAACAUGUAAAAACCUGGAGGAGAAACUGGCCACUGCUCAAUCCAUUAUUACCAAGACACCGUCGCCUGAAACUGCACGGAGAGCUCUGGAGCAGGAUGACAAAGGCGUGCAGGUGGAUUUGCAGGACCUCGGUUACGAAACCAGUGUGACCAAGAGUGAGAACGAUAGGGAAGAGAGCAGUAGCACAGAUCUAGAGGUCGGUGUGAAACCCAGCUGCAGUGCUUCUAGCCUGCCUUCGCUGUUGAAACACGAGCAGGCCGCUUUCUCCUCUACAGAAAACCUGGACUCAACCUCCAGCACGCCAUAUCCCAGUUCUCCAGCAUUCAGCUCAGCCAAGGUCAGUCUGAAAAGCCUGCAGGUGUACGAGGACUACGGCGUCUCUGAGGACCCUCUGCAGCUCCAGACGCAAGUCAGAGAGCUGAAGGUCCAGCUGGAAAGCCAGACCAAGCUCAUUCUCCAAAUGCAAAGUCUUCUGCGCAGGAACUCCCUCUCCAGCGACCUCGUUGCCAACAUCUCCGACCCAUCAAUCGUCAGGGAUCAAGAAGGGACUCAUAGAGAGGACCAUGCCCACGAUAAGAGUUACAGAGGUGGGCAGCUGAGAGAGAAAAAGGAGGGGGAGAACCAGGCGAUGAAGGAUAAAACCAGCCAUUUGAAUGUAGAGCUGGAGAGAGAGAGGACACUGAACAGAAGCAUGAGCGAACAGCUGCAGCAGACCCGCAGCCGCUCUACAUCACCUGCAAGAUUGGACUCCCUGGUGCAGUCUCAGGCCAGGGAGCUGUCACAACUGAGGCAGCAGAUCAAGGAGAGCCGUAGGCUGGGAGCCCUGCAGCGUCAGCAACUGCAGGAGCUGAACAAGGCCUUCAAGGAGCUGCUACAGGCCAGUAAAGUCGACCACUACAUGGGAGAUGUGGUCAAAGAGCAGCUGGACAAGAGCCUGAGCAUCCUGGACAAGUUGGAAGGACGGCUGGACAAAGGAGAGUCUCAUCUGGAUAAUGAGGACGUGGCGGCUCUGGAACUGUCUCGCAGGUUGGCUAAAGAGCUGCAGGAGAAGAACCGUCUCAUCCAAAGCCUGCAGAGCCAGUUCAGAGGCCAGGGUCCCAGCAGCCACCACAGCUCUCACUCUGAUCUGUUACUGGAUCUGGACAGGACCUCUUCCUCAUGCCACAGUAGCCCGACCACACAAGGUGGCAAUCGAGCCCACAGCCAGCGACACUCGGCCGAUCGGACGGUGGGAGGAGCUCAGGAGGAAGAUGUGUCCGGUCACAGGGAGGCUGCCAGCAGACUGCAGGGCCUGCAGAGGGAGAACGGGAGACUGCAGGAGAAGCUGAGGGGCAGCGAGGAGCUCAACACCACCCUGCGCAGAGAGCUCGACCUGCAUCGCUCCAUUAUGGCCCAGAACAGCUCCCAACAUCAGGAACAAGAUCACAGCCAUGACCAGGAGGGGUCGGGGUCUCUGAAUGACGGAUAUAAACGUGAUGGAGAUAUGAGCUCACAAAAGAAUGCUUCUGAACAACCUCACAACUUGAAUUCAGACCUGCUGGCCGAGCAUCUACAGGAGAUCCGAGCUUUGCGGCAACGUCUGGAGGAGAGUAUCCGCACCAACGACCAUCUCAGGGAACAGCUGGAGAGGAGACUAGCCGAGGUGGACAAAGACCCAGCAGCUACCAACAUCUUCAUCCAUGGCAACGAGGAGCAGGGUCAGCUGGCCAACGAGGUACGAUUCCUCUGGGGACAAAACCAAGUCCUGAAGGAGCAGCUCAACGUGGGGUCCAGAGACAAGCAGAAGGAGAACCAGAAGCUGCGGGACACUCUGGCGCGUCGGACGGCCAAACUGGAGCAGAGCAGGAAGGAAUGUGAAGCUCUGAGGCAGGAAAACUGCCGACUGCAGGAACAGCUGGAGCUCAGCAGCCAAGAAAACGCUCAGCUGCAGGAGACACUGCACUACAGCAAGGAGCAGCUGGACAGGUUUCAGUGUGAGGUGAAGCUCCAGAAGCAGCAGCUGUCCGACUCCCAGCAUCUUCUCCAGUCGCUGCGAGUGGAGCUGCAAGUUUAUGAAAACAUUAAGAUCGAAGCUCAGAAAUACGCAGAAUCCAGCGGGACAACUCCGGAGCCCGUCCCCGUCCCAUCGUCCGGCUCCGUGGACCUGAGCGAGCUGCUGUCGGAGAUCAGACACCUGAGGCUCCAGCUGGAGAGAAGCAUCCAGACCAACACGGCACUGAGACAGCGACUGGAGGAGCAGCUGCUCAGAGGACAAAACCGCUCCGAAACCAUCAACAUCAACUACCUGCUGUCCUCUCCCGAUGAAGGAGGCAGGUCACCAGGUCGGGAUAGCUGUGAUCCUCAUUUUAGUCAGUCAUUUCAGACUCAUAAAGAACACACCAGCAUCCUCUACGAUGAAAAACGUCAAGCUCAUUCAGAGGUGGAUGGUGGCUCCGUUAGCAGCAGCUCUGGGGAAAGUCUCUCAAGCGCCCCCUCUCGCCUGGUGCCGGGACACCGAAUGUGGGCAAACCGCAACGGCCGCCACUUUCUGGGCCUGAUUGAGGACUACGGUGCCCUCCGCAAGCAGAUCUCAGAGGGCCGGAAGCUGUCGCGCAGCAUGGACUCACAACUGCAUGAGUGUCUGCAGUCGCUCAGACAGCACGGCUCUGACAACAGGGUAAUGGAACAGCAGCAUCUGAAGGGUUUGUCUGGCAGCAUGAACACAAUGCAGCAGGUGUUAGAGGAGGCUGGUCGACUGCUCAAACUGGUGUGGAGAGUAUCUUUACCAGCUGGUAACGCAGCAGGGGACGGCAGUGGCAGCAACCAGCAGGAUGAGCUGCUGAAGAACGAGAUAGCCAGACUGAAGAGCAGACUCUCACAGCAGGAGAAGAUGCUGAGUGGAGCCGUGAAACGCCUCCGGACCACCAACCAGCUCAAAGAGGGGAUGGAGAGGGUCAUCAUCGACCAAUUGUCUCUCACCCACGGAGUGCUGAAGAAAGCCAGGGGGAAUUUAGAGACAAAUUACUGUACCCUGUUUGGGCUGAAAGGCCUGUCUGGAGGACCAGACGGAGGAAGUCCCAGUCAAUGGCCAGUAGGGGACGCCGCAGACCCUCAGCAGAUAAACGCUGGCGAAUCCCCCGAGGAGAACAGCGAAGCCUCUUUCCACUGCAGCUACUGAACCUGCACUGCUUCUGAUAAUGUAGCUACGUAACGUUGGUCAGGCCUUAUCCCGCCUUCCUGUCCUGCUGUAAAACCGUCACCUUACUCCCCAGAUAUCGAAGCCUUUUUGUACUUUAAUUGCACAAAAACCUACCUACAAGUUGUUUUGUUUUAGGUACUGAAGUUGUAAAAGUUUCUUUUAAGAAGUUAAAUGCCUUUUUGUAAAUAGUAAUUCCUGCAUUUUAAAUAUUUUUCCUUUUAUUCUUUUAUAUGAUGCAUAUAAGAACAUGAAAAUGUAUUUUAUUACUGACAUUUUGUUUUUACCUGUCAGUUUAUGUAAAGGAUGGUUCGAGGUGUGUUUCAGGAAUUAUGUGCAAAUGCAGUAAAGAAAAGGUUUAAUGGUUCACAA